GUAAGUUUCUCGACAUUUCCAAGUUAGACAAAAUGAGCAACAGCAUAGCGGCUGUUAUAUACUUCACUCUCUCUUGUAUGAGUAUGCUACUGCAUGUAGUAGCUUUUACUUUGCUAUGGAAAAAACAUGCUAACAUAACAAGGAAUCAAAAAAUAAUUUUACUUAAUUUAUGCAUGGUAGAAGUUCUCAUUUCGUGUAGCGAUCUUCCAAGAGCAAUUAUAUACGAGACCGUUGGCUCCGAGACUCUUGCAUACAAAUCAUUUGUGACGUUAUUCUACUGUUUUAUACUUGCAUAUUUGUAUUUUAUGAUCGCACUCACCAUGGAUAGGUUAGCGCAGAUUUAUCUCAAUAUAAAAUAUGACUUAUAUUGGCCAGUACGUAGGACAAAAUACUUAACGGGAAUCAUCUGGACAUUGACGCUCUUGCUUGGUUUUGUAAUGUUACUCAUUCUAAAUCUAAAAAAGGAUAAUUCUAAAUCCAAAAAUGUGUACAAAGUGGUGGGAGAUUGGAUUUUACCUGUUGCGUUUUUUUUGUUUUUAUUUAUUGUCAUCUUUACGUAUACGUACAUAGCCAAGAAGAUCAUCCAGACCAAGCGCGUUGAUGCAAGAGUAUCGUUUAGAUGCAGCAUGUCUCAUCACUCUUGUGAUUGCAGUCUUGAGUACAGAAGGAAAAUUCAAGAAAAAGUUCGUUUAAAUGAUGUGUUAUUGCCUACCCUAUUAAUUGUAACAUAUGUUGUUUUUGUCAUGUUUCCAAUUCUCGUUUCAUACCUGAUGAAAAGAAACAUUUUGCCUGAAUCGAGCUGGUUACAUCAAAAAAUGAAUCCAAUGUUUUACCUAGGUUGCUUUUCAGAUGCAAUCAUAUGCAUUCUCCUUUCAACAACAUUUGGACGAAGAGUGAUAAGUGGACGUUCUCAAAGAAGAAGAAGAAGAAGAGACAGUCACUUAAAUAAAUCAAGAAUAUCAGCCAAAUGAAUUUAGUAUAAAGUCUCUGGUUCCAAGCUUUUUUAACCCAACUAAUGUCUUUUUAUAUCUUAUGGCUAUUGUUUUAUGAUAGUUGUAGUUAUUGUUAGAAUAUUAAUUAUAAGAACCAUUUUAUUUGCUCUGAUUGCGUUUUACCAUCCUAUCAUUACAAAUACAGCAGAUUUAGCAGUUUUGUAUACUAAGAUUGAAAGUUUCAUUAUGACAGAAUUUGCUAAGUUUUGACAACGGUGAACUUUAUUCCGCUUUAAUGUUUCCAGAGCACCUCCUAUAUGGCGAGGUGCCAUUGGACCCUCUGUUAUUCUUUCUAACUUACUUCUCUGUAACAUUCAGCAUGAUAAUACUGAAGAAGCCAAAUCUUUAGAAUAAAGCAGGAGGCACAUGUUUUUGGCUUUAUUAGAAUAGAAAUAAUAAGAAAAUUAAGAUCGAAUGUACAAGUACCAAAUUUGAUUCUCACCAAGAUUGUGUUUUCUAAGGAUUUCGUAAUAAGAACAACUUCUUAUCUGCUUUGAAAACAAUAUUGUUUUACACAUUUUACCUGAACUGGAUGUAACAUCUGUUUACACAAGCUCAAGAAAAGAAGUAUAAGUAACUGUAUUAGGAAUCUUUAAAACUGAAGUUUGAAGUACAAGAAACAAAGGUAAGCUUUUUAAAUUAAAUUAUUUAUGAAUUAUUUCUUCUACCUUUUUCAAAUAAAAGUUAAUAAGAUCGUACUGACAAUGUUAAAGAAAAAACCCUACAGAUAGAAACUGUUUGCUCUAACUCUUAAUAAAUUUUCUCAGAAAUAUUUUUUUGUGGCGCCUUUACAGAUAGAAAAUAUUGUGACACCUUUACAGAUAGAAAAAGCAGAAUUCCUUUUGAAUAUUUUAAAACGUAUCUACUUUUCAACUCUGUUCUAGUUGGGAUGUGGUGAGGGAUAAGCAAAACGCCUUCAAAUUAUUAAAAAAUUAAAUUCAAAUUUGGUUCCAUCUUUGAUAAAAACCGUCUAAAAUGAAGAAUGUCUGAUUCAAUUCUCAUAUCAGAAUGUUUAUAAUUUAAACAUUUCCGAUAAUUUUUUCCAUUCUGAUUGAUCCAUUAUGCGAUUUCAAUCCGAUACAUAACUUGUUUUGAAAUUUUCCAGACGUGCUAGUUUUAGCUAUAUAAUGCAAACUCCAUUAUUGCUUGCCUGAUUCCAAAUAAAAGCAGAUAUUAAAAAUGUGUUUCAAAGAGUAUUAAACAAUAAAGUUAGAAAGAAUAUUCUUUUCACAAAAUAACAUUUUAUUUUAAUUACAUUUAAAACAAAAGAUUAAAGAAACGUAAUAAAAAAAAUCGACAUGAAAGCCAGCACAAUUGUCUUAAGGCUGGAAUACAAGUUGAAAUAUUUCUUUAAAAACAUUUUUUUCCAAACUAUUCUGUUGCAAUGCAUCCUAUAUUUAGAACGAAUUUAGAGGCAAUUAAAGUUGAUUUCACUUGUUGCAGAAGUUUACAAAUUUCCCUCGGUUUAAUUUCUCUUCUCUUGAAAGAAAGAUGAAAGGAAACCAACGUCUGGUACAAAUUCAAAGUCGCGCUAGUUAUUGUUAACAAAUUUAUUUGCGCAUUUUUAGUUUUUGUUGAAAAAGGAAUAUGUGCGAAGAUGAAACGUGAAACAAGUUUGAAAAAUGCCUGGGAACUGGCCAACGCAACUGAAGAAGAAAAUAGGCAAAUGGAAAGAGAAAUCGCAAGUGAUGACAAUACCACUAUUGAAUGCGAAAACUCAAAAGAAACAGAUAAAAGUGACUUAUGAAAUGUUUCACAAUUUCUCUCCGAACCGCCGCCAUAAUCCGUCCCAAAUGCCAUUAUACAAUCCAAUGCCCAGUACCUACCGUCAUCAACAAAGCUCCGUUUCCAACCAUGCUUCCUUAAGUAUAUCUAAAAACAGAAUAGGAUCAUCUCAAUCUUUUGGACAGUAAAAACUUCACAUUCCGAUAAAGCUACUAACACUUCAGAUCAACAUAAACGUACAAGUUAAUUUGAACGCGGGCAGUCAUAAAAAUAUUUGUUCGAAUUAGCAAAUAUCAAAUUAUUCGGUUAUAAUUUCUCAAUUCUUUACUAAGGACUAGGAUGUAUACGAAUUUCUUAUUUGUUAUUACCCCACUGUUGAGUAUUUUCGAAUGUUUACGUUUAUUCGAACGUUCUCGGAAAAUUUGAUUGGUUUUUUUUCUUCACGUGACCAGUCUAUAUGACGCCGUAUUAACCGACAUCAAAACAAAAACAAAACAAGAAAGUUAAUUUAAAGUGGUAGAAAAAUGUCAAUUACUCCUUGUUUUCGUCUGGUAGACGAUAGUUUAUUUGACGAUUUAAAUGAAAUAGACGAAUUCAUAGCAGGACAACAGUCAAAAUUUUAACAAUUGUACAUUUAAUUUUAAUACGAACACUCCACCAGCGAAACGACAAAGAAUUGAAUUUUAAAACUGUUUUGAAAAUAUUCUAUUUUUAAAAGUUGUAUUGUAUUGUUUAUUUUUGAACGAGUUGUGGAUCGAAUGUCUGUGUACGUUCGAAAUAUAAAGAAAGUUACAUGGUUUCCA
Hydractinia symbiolongicarpus is the source of this 3520-nucleotide messenger RNA. RefSeq lists its product as uncharacterized. The record is from RefSeq and is a predicted model, not a curated record. Gene Ontology annotation, biological process: G protein-coupled receptor signaling pathway. The transcript has 2 exons. Gene Ontology annotation, molecular function: G protein-coupled receptor activity. Lineage: Eukaryota; Metazoa; Cnidaria; Hydrozoa; Anthoathecata; Hydractiniidae. Bases 33 to 971 code for a protein of 312 amino acids. Gene Ontology annotation, cellular component: membrane.